Messenger RNA from Mitosporidium daphniae, 1074 nucleotides. RefSeq lists its product as uncharacterized. Bases 1 to 1074 code for a protein of 357 amino acids. Lineage: Eukaryota; Fungi; Microsporidia. The transcript has 3 exons. Gene Ontology annotation, molecular function: phosphoprotein phosphatase activity. The record is from RefSeq and is a predicted model, not a curated record.
AUGUUCCUUUUCAGGUCCCGACGGCUUUUCUCUUCAGCUGCCUUCAACACAAUUUAUGGCAGUGAGCCCGCUUCAAAGUCGCCCAUAAAAAGGCUCUUUUGGUGGGGAGCAUUUUCCGGCGCGACAUUAUCGUUUAUCUACAUAUAUGGCUCGCCUCGAGAUACCGACUCCAGAGAAAGCAUUUCCGAAGGAAAUGGGCUCUUGCCCAACAUAAAAAGAAUUUGGAGACGAAUGGAUUCUGGAUUGCAACCCUCCUUUGACGUGCUUCUUCCUCCGGCUGCACAAACCGGCCCGGAGGCAAAGCCAUUUACCAUUGUGCUUGAUUUGGACCGAUUUCUUGUUUCUCAUUCUUGGGACCCCAUUUUGGGAAAGUGGCGCAUUGCUAAAAGACCGGGCGUAGAUAUGUUUCUCUUCUAUCUGGCCCACAUGUAUGAGGUUGUCGUGUUUUCCUCGAUGUCGCAAAUGGAGGCAGAGCCAUUGAUGGAGAAGCUAGACCCCUAUCAAAUGAUAUCAUAUCGUCUUUACAGGUUCGCAACAAAAUAUGAGGAUGGCACUUAUAAAAAGGAUCUUUCUCGUUUAAAUCGAGACAUGUCUAAAGUCAUCGUUCUUGGGCACGAUCCCUCGUUUUCAACAUAUCCCGACAACUGGAUCAAGGCCGAGCCGUGGAACAAUGAUCCAAACGAUACCUUCUUAAGUGAUGCCUUACCGUAUUUGGAGAAGAAGCAGAAAAGCGUGUACGAAUCUCUACGCCAGCAGAGACUUGCCGCAAAUAAUUCGACCAUCCACAGAGUCCUUGCAAAGCUAUUUAUGCCCGAUCUUGCGCGCGACGCCGAUGGUGGAGAGGGACUAAUGUCAUAUGAACAGAGAAAGGCGUUCAUCUCCAACCAGCGUAAAGAAGAAUACAAAAAAGAAAUGGCCCGCAUUAAAGUCGAGUAUGAAAAGCAUAUCGAGGCAAGCAAAUCGUACCUUGCAUCGCAGAAAAUGCCGCUCUAUGACCUGGUAACGAAGGGUCCCCAGCCAUUACCACUGCCACCACCGUCCCUUGAAGCGCCUGUUGAAGCUAAUGAUGUCUAA